This is a messenger RNA of Limulus polyphemus (Atlantic horseshoe crab), 1956 nucleotides long. RefSeq names its product pro-neuregulin-2, membrane-bound isoform-like. Gene Ontology annotation, molecular function: signaling receptor binding. Gene Ontology annotation, biological process: animal organ development; intracellular signal transduction; nervous system development. NCBI's taxonomy places the organism in Eukaryota, Metazoa, Arthropoda, Merostomata, Xiphosura, Limulidae. The coding region runs from base 40 to 1053 and encodes 337 amino acids. The transcript is spliced from 13 exons. The record is from RefSeq and is a predicted model, not a curated record.
UUUCAAGUUCGACUCGUUAAAGGUUUUCGUCUGCUAACUAUGAGGACUUGUAUCGUCGGCUGGUUAUCACUAACCUUUCUGUUUGUCUGGAGCCGGGUAACAGCAACCAUGACGUGUUUAGAUGACAAAUUAGAUGUUGCUUCCAAAGCUUACCUUGCUCCAAUUGUGUUUCAGGGUCGUCUUAUAAGAUUGCAAUAUUCUCCAACCAUUAAGAAAUUAAAAUUUCGUGUCAAGAAAAUUUACAAGAACGACAAAGAUGUAUCGCUUCAGAAAAACUAUGCUGUUUACCUGAACUUUCUCACUAAGAACUCUUGCCUCAACACUUUCAAAAUAAAAGACUUUCAACGAAAAGGGAAAUUCGUCGUUUUUGCAUCAGCACAACCACCAAUACAACCCAGAAACUCCUUUAAAAAAAGUUUUGUGGCUGUCGCUAUGCCAUUAAGGUUGAAUCGAAAGACAGAUAGAACAGUGAGGAAAAUAUUGUGCCAAGGAUGUGCCAAGCCACCAUCUGCCAGAAUUCAUCCUAUUAGAGUGAAAACCAAGCUGAAGACACAGUUCAAGUUGCGGUGUAAACUUAAAGGGAACCCAUGGCCUCAAGUGCAGUGGUACAAAAAUAAAAAACUCAUCAAAGAAAACGAAAGGAUUCAAAUAGAAACAAAAAGGAAAAGUUCUGUAAUAACUGUUAAGCGAGUUAAGAGACGGGAUGGUGGAUGGUACGAAUGCCGAGCGACAAACAUCUUGGCACCACUGACUAUUAGUAAGGUUAAAGUAGUAAUUACUGGAUCAAGAAAGUCAACUAAAUCAUCUGAAAAUAGUACUGAAUAUACACCUUGGCACUUCAAAAGAUCACCGUGUAAUGUUCGGUCCUUCUGUUUAAAUGGAGGAACGUGUACCAUGAUCGAGUCUCUACAGGAGCGGGUGUGUGAAUGUGCUGAUGGUUAUAAAGGACGGCGAUGUGAGCAAAAAGAUACGACCUACACAUUUGUGCUGCCACAGACUUCAGCGGAUAUUGUAACCACAACAAAAAUUCUAGAGUCUGUUUUGGGAAAAUAAAAUGAAUUACACCAACAAGCAGAUGAGAUACUUAAUACCUUGUGACAAACAGUUUUACAGAAGUAUCUAGAAUCUCAUCAGAGACAAAGCAUGUUGGAAUAAUAGAUAGAGGAACUUGAAAAUUAUCAAAAGACUUUACUUAAAGGAACAUUAUGUUUAAUGGAUGGAGAAACAAUAGCUACUCCUAUACCACCACCACUACCUAUAAGUAACAGUGGUCGGUCAACUGGAAUACCACCACCUCUGGGAUAGAUGGAAUCUCCUACAGAUGCCAUGACAAUCAAGAAAAUAUACCAGACAACGUUCAAGCUACCUACUCUUAAUUGGACAGCACUUAAGCCAAACCAAGUAAAGAGGACUGUGUUUAAUGAACUGGAUGUAGAUAAGUUGUACAAGCUUACCAGAGUUAAAAGAUUAACCCAAAAACUUAACAUCAUGAGCUACAUUGGAAGCUUUGAUGAAAAUAUUCAACUUCUUACACUGCAAGUUCACUCCAUUAUCACAGCUUCGAGGUCAACUAUAAAUUGUAAAAAUAUAUAAAAACUGCUAGAGGUCCACAAAUAUCCAGUUAUUGCGAGAAUUUGGUAACUGUGUGCUAGGUUCAUCCUUGUAAUACCACGGUGGUAAAACAUAACAUCUGUGAUAUAAGUUACAUACUUGUGUGAUUUGUCUUCACAGAUCAUCUUAGCUUUUGGUAACUACAUGAAUGGAGAUAAACGACGACCAACAUAUGGCUUUAAACUACAGAUCUUGGACUUGCUAGGAGACAUCAAGUCUACAAAUCGUAAGAUUUCGUUAUUACACUACAUUGCGGAUACUGUCCAGUCUAAGUUUCCUGAUGUUAUGAACCUAGAAUCAGAACUACAAUUUGUAGAGAAAGAUGCAGAAGGUAUGUUUGUUUAG